AGUUGCCACACCUCCCGAUAAAUCAACGAUUGAGCAGUUUCAAGCCGAGCUCAAUGUCAACGUUCCGGCGAAGUCGAUAAAUAAUAAUAAUGCUAGGGCGCUUGCGAUCCUUGAGACGGCGUAUUUCGAGUAUUUUGCCAAAAGGGACCCUGCCCCUGUCGACAUGGGUAAAAUCUCUAUCCCAGCCAAUAUUUCCGAGUGCCAAAAUCUGUACUCUCAGAGAUUGGCAAGGAGAAAGGCCUUUGUUGACGACGUAUUCGACUGGAUACCAUUAGUAUCACGGGACCUCCGAGGUUUUAGCAACUGCAAAGCAGUUGACUCUAUGGAAGUUGGAGUGUAUUUUCAUUAUAUGAGAGCCUCUUCGACUGCCGAUAGACCAAAUGAGCUGGAGUCAAGGGUCAAAGAACAGAUUGAUGUCCUGAACGAGGCUUUGGGGGCAGUGAGGAUCAACUUCCGCUUUAUGGUACUCAAUUGGUGGGAGCCAAAGGCAAACGAGGACUGGUCAAGAGUUACCAGACGCGAGGCUAAAUUACUAGACUGGCAACGCCGGACACGCGCGCCUGGAAAGCUUACAUUGACCGUUUGGAUUGUCAAUGGGUUGCGAAGCAGUGAAAAGGACGACCAAGAACUCAACAGCUAUGUCACGUUUCCAAACCAGCCGCUUGAUGAAGCAGACGGUAUUGUAAUUGAAGAGGCGCAUGUUCAGGGAGGCGACGCCACAACACUUAUUCACGAUGUCGGUCAUUGGUUCGGUCUCGGCCAUACGUUUAAUGAGAUCGGACAGGAAUGUGUCAUUCAAGAUGGAUUGACAAACGCGACCCAGACCUCUGGUAAUCGUGACGUAGUUUAUCAAUGCUCGCAGGUAACAUGCGUCGGUGGUUCAGCGGUUGAGAUAAAUAACUACAUGAGUUACUCCUCGUGCCGUGGCAAAAUACCCCAGAACGGCUUCACCACUGAUCAGAAGGCGCGGAUGUUUGCCAAUGCGCUCGAAUUCAGGCGCGGGUACGAGGCGGGAGAGUGCAUGCCGGACGGGAAGGCGGCCGUGGGGAAGAGGUCUAGCAUGCAGGAUCUUCUCGAUGGGAAGUGCCCGGAUGUCAGCAAACAGGCAAACAUUCUCAUGAACACCCCGCAUAGCUCGGGGCCACCUAUCGCUGGACCUCUAGCUGAGAAGAUCUUGAUGCCGAUAACCUUAACAUGGACAGUUGUGUUUUGGUUCCUCUAAUGCGGCUCCAGGCCUGCUUAGGCAAUUUAAAGGGAGCAGCAUUGGACUUUUCUUUGGAGACAAUAAAGUAAGACAGAGUAAUG
Molecule: messenger RNA, 1305 nt
Organism: Colletotrichum acutatum
Lineage: Eukaryota; Fungi; Ascomycota; Sordariomycetes; Glomerellales; Glomerellaceae
Exons: 4
Coding region: 164-1222 (352 amino acids)
Molecular function (GO): metallopeptidase activity
Source: RefSeq, a predicted model, not a curated record